AUGCCUCAUUUGUUCCUUUCGAAUGGAGAUGUGAAUGCCUGUGUAACGGAUUAUACUGCUACCAGCCACUUGAAUGGUGUAAAUAAGGAAUAUAAUACUACCAUGGCGGGUGAUCAGAACAACCGCCUUAAUGCUACCAUUAACAGGGUACUCGACCAUGAACUAAUGGACGAAACCAACAGUGAUAUUGACAACUUGGGUGAAUCUUCAGCAACAUCCUUGCUGCCUAAUUUAACCUCUACAGCGCCUUUGCAUGUAGGUUAUCAGCAACUACAGCACCAACGAUCUACUGUAGAAAAGUCGCGCGAAGAAUUAAUGUCAGAAAUCGAGCAAACCGUAGAUCAAAUAAUGACAUCUAUUAUGUUGGGGGAAGUCAUUAGACUACCUAUUGCCGUUAGAAAAUUGACCACUUCCUCUUCUUCCAUGCCUUCUUCAAUGUCUUCAAGCUCUUCCCAACAGCACAAUGGGAAGAAAAGUAAGGCAGCCAUAGUGUCAGAAAGCAAUGCCGUUUCUUCAAAUGGUGGACACUUCGAAAUGUCGUCUCAACCACUCAAUACUACUAUACUAUCUCAUUUUCAGCAGCAGCAGUCAGUGCAGCAAACAAGGAUCUUAUCAUUGAAUUGCGCCUCUUCGGCAAAAACUUUAGCACGUUAUUUAUCAGUAUUGCAAAUGAUAUACGAAGCUAUCGCAUACAAAAUCAUGGUAACAAAAAGAGACAUGUUCUAUAGGGAUGUGUCACUGUUUGGUACUCAAUCAGUAGUUGACAUUAUAGUGGAUGAUUUAUCCUGUCAUUAUAAUGUUCCGCGAUCUUCGUUAAAUGUUAGUGCAGCUUCUAAAGGCCUCAUUUUUGGACCAGUUAUGAUUAAACUAAAGAACAAUAAGGUCAUCGAUUGUAUGGGCGGCUCUGCGUCUUUCUUGCCUCAAACAGCUAUUGAUGAUACAGACGGUUGUUCUGAUGAGCAAGGCUCAUUAAUUCCACCUAUCAAUCAAAUUGUAGAAGUUCAAUGUAAAGCCAAAUGUAUGAUCAUCGUAGAGAAGGAGGCAACGUUCAGAUAUCUUGUUUCAGUAGGGUUCUGCCAGUCUUUGCCUCAAAGCUGUGUUCUAGUUACUGGAAAAGGGUACCCAGACCUUUCAACGCGUCAGUUUGUCAAGUAUUUUUCAACCCACUUUAGUAGGAAGCCUAUUUUAGCUUUAAUGGAUAAUGACCCUCAUGGGCUUGACAUUUAUGCUACGUAUAAAUGGGGUGCUAGAGCUAUGGCAUUUGACGUUCUUAGCUUAGCUGUCAACAGUAUCAAACUGCUAGGAUUAACUUGUCAAGACAGAAAAAUUUGUCGUUUGGCUGCAGAAUGCUAUAUACCAAUGACCGACAGGGAUAGGUCAAAAUGUCUUUCAAUGAUUAAGACUUAUAAUCAAGAUGAGAUGCCGGGACAAAGUCAACUUGUUAAAAGAGGAUACUAUAAUUUAGACGAGCAGCUAGCUUCGCCUGAUCAUCAAGAAUACAUCAAUGAGGUUAAUGAUUUGUUAGGGUCUGACUACAAGUGUGAAUUACAGUCUCUUAAUCAUGCAGGCCCUUAUGGCUUAACCGAAUAUCUGCUCUCCAAGCUUAGGAAAUAUCAACUGUUGUAG
Molecule: messenger RNA, 1626 nt
Organism: Mycotypha africana
Lineage: Eukaryota; Fungi; Mucoromycota; Mucoromycetes; Mucorales; Mycotyphaceae
Product: Spo11/DNA topoisomerase VI subunit A
Exons: 11
Coding region: 1-1626 (541 amino acids)
Biological process (GO): meiotic DNA double-strand break formation; meiotic DNA double-strand break processing; reciprocal meiotic recombination
Cellular component (GO): nuclear chromosome
Molecular function (GO): DNA binding; DNA topoisomerase type II (double strand cut, ATP-hydrolyzing) activity; ATP binding
Source: RefSeq, a predicted model, not a curated record